AUGCAAAGUCUGAAUUUUCCGUGCACUGAUGCGCCACAUGCGCCACUUGCUGAUGCAUUUGAAGUGGAUGAUUUUUUACUGGAUGAUGUUGAACAGUGUUGCAAUUUCCAAGUUACUGAUAGUACCAAUGCAUCACUAACUGGAGGAAGCGAAAUGUCAGAUGAUAGCAAAGAUGAAGAAGAAAUGGAGCAAGAUGAAAUGGAUAUGCUUACAGAUGUGACCGACGAUGACUUCUUUUCCGAGGAUGAUGGUGAAUUGAAUAAAGAGGACGAGUAUCCAGAAUUGAUAAGGACCUGUGGGGAAUCAGUCGUCGAGAAUGAAAGUUAUGAUUUUGCCGUGAUGGACAUUGAAAAGGAUAUGAAUAAUGUCAAGAGAAAAAGAAAGGCAGAUAGUUCGAUGACAAGCAAGAAAAAACGAGUGAGAUGA
This is a messenger RNA of Cercopithifilaria johnstoni, 426 nucleotides long. The record is from the annotation of a GenBank genome assembly. Lineage: Eukaryota; Metazoa; Nematoda; Chromadorea; Rhabditida; Onchocercidae.